AUGCGCAGCAAAGUACCAGUAGGCAAGUCCUCACAUCGUCCUCACGUGCAGGUGAAUAACUACGGGCGAAUUAACUCACCCGGCGAUGAUAUCCGUGUAGCCAUGGCGAAGAACGCGAGCAAGGCGGGAAGUCCUACCGCCGCCUCCGGUGCGAGCUGUGACGGGGACGACGGAGACGAAGCACACGGCGACGACGCGGAGGAGGAUUGGCCGGAGAACGGCCACGACGACAGCGCUUCGGGCAACGAAUUGGGUCCUGCCGACAUCGAGGAGGAUGAAUGGUGGAAUCAGCCGGUCGGGAGCGACGACGAGGUGGAAGAGUGGCGGGCUGGGGAUUCCGACAAUGACGGAGGUGAAGAUGCUGACGGUGACAACGCGGAGGCACAGGAAGCGGCGGUGGAUGCGAAUGAGUCUGCCGACGAGGCGGAGGCGGAACUGGAGCCAGUUGCGCCUGCGGAUGCGGACGCGGUGGCGAAGGCGGACAAGGUUGCGGAGGAUGCCGUCUUAUUUGAUGGUGAAGGCUCUGACGACGACCCGUGGAGCCUUGGGACAGACGACGACGUUCCGCUACUGAAGCGGAGGCUGCGCCAUCGCCUACAGUCCACGUCGAAGCGCGCCCGCGUGGUCCUCUCCGACGACGACAGUUCCGGGGAGGAGCGUCGCCCCCUACUCACCGCUGCGGAGAAGGGAAAGGCAAAGGUCGUAGAAGCCCCUGCUAAGUCCCCUGCUAAGGCCCCUGCUAAAGCCCCUGCUCGUCACCGCACAAGCAACAAGAAGCGCAAGGACGACGGAGACCCUGGAUCCAGCAAGGGUGCGGCUAAGAAAAAGGCGAAGAGGGCGCCGAAUCCUGACGACAUCAUCGUGAACGAGGCGUUGGGCAGCAACGACGAGUACGCGGCGGCGGCGGGCUCGAUUCCCACGUUCCCAGAGAAGGUCACGCCGAAGGACCGCACCCUCCAUAAUCCCAACACCCGCCCACCUUCCCCUCGCAUCAAAGACACUACGAAGAAGCGGCGCGGAUGGACCGUGUGUGAGAAGCUUAAGUGGGCGCGCCGCUAUCAGGAGCUCGGCUCCUUGAAGAAGACGAGCUUGGAGUCAACCGCGAGCGUCGCCUGCAUCAGACGCUGGAGUGCGGAGGCGGCUACGGGCUUCUACAAGGGCGCGGCUAACUGCCGCAAGCGGAUGCACGGGGGGGGGGGACGCCAAGCACACUACCCCGACAUGGAGGCAGCGUUGUACCGCUACAUCUGCCUUCAGCGCGCUAACGGUGUGGCCAUUUCGGUGAAGGACACCCAGAAGUGGAGCCGCGAGUGGAUGAAGAAACAUCACCCCGGCAAGAACUGGAACGCGAGCUCCCACUGGAGCCAGCGUUUCCGUGACCGCUGGAACCUGGUGAUGCGGGUGAAGACGAAGGUCGGACAACGUCUGUCGGCAGGUGCGUGA
This is a messenger RNA of Closterium sp. Yama58-4, 1443 nucleotides long. NCBI's taxonomy places the organism in Eukaryota, Viridiplantae, Streptophyta, Zygnematophyceae, Desmidiales, Closteriaceae. The record is from the annotation of a GenBank genome assembly.